This is a messenger RNA of Rana temporaria (common frog), 5623 nucleotides long. Its product is annotated as ephrin type-B receptor 2. The transcript is spliced from 15 exons. Gene Ontology annotation, molecular function: transmembrane-ephrin receptor activity; ATP binding; protein binding. Gene Ontology annotation, biological process: protein phosphorylation; central nervous system projection neuron axonogenesis; axon guidance. Lineage: Eukaryota; Metazoa; Chordata; Amphibia; Anura; Ranidae. The record is from RefSeq and is a predicted model, not a curated record. The coding region runs from base 39 to 2981 and encodes 980 amino acids. Gene Ontology annotation, cellular component: neuron projection; plasma membrane.
UCACUGAUGAUUCUUGUUUGUUUUUUUCAGAAACCUUAAUGGAUUCAACGACGGCAACAGCAGAGUUGGGCUGGACUGUCCAUCCGUCCUCCGGGUGGGAAGAGGUCAGCGGGUACGAUGAGAACAUGAACACCAUCCGGACGUACCAGGUCUGCAACGUCUUUGAGUCGAGUCAGAACAACUGGCUGAGGACCAAGUACAUCCGGCGGCGGGGAGCGCACCGCAUCCAUGUGGAGAUGAAGUUCUCGGUGAGGGACUGUAGCAGCAUUCCCAACGUUCCCGGCUCCUGUAAGGAAACCUUCAAUCUCUAUUAUUACGAGUCGGACUUUGACUCGGCCACCAAGACGUUUCCCAGCUGGAUGGAGAAUCCCUGGUCCAAGGUGGACACCAUCGCCGCCGACGAGAGCUUCUCCCAGGUGGAUCUGGGCGGCCGCGUCAUGAAGAUCAACACCGAGGUGCGCAGCUUUGGACCGGUCUCUAAAAAUGGCUUCUACCUGGCGUUUCAGGAUUAUGGUGGCUGCAUGUCGCUCAUCGCCGUCAGGGUCUUUUACAGGAAGUGCCCGCGGGUGAUCCAGAACGGGGCAGUAUUCCAGGAGACCUUGUCUGGGGCGGAGAGCACCUCUUUGGUGGCGGCUCGAGGGAUUUGUAUACCGAAUGCCGAGGAGGUGGAUGUGCCGAUAAAACUGUACUGCAACGGAGACGGGGAGUGGCUGGUGCCCAUCGGGCGGUGUAUGUGUAAAGCGGGCUACGAGUCGGUGGAGAACGGGACGGUGUGCCGAGGGUGUCCCUCUGGGAUGUUCAAGCCGAAUCAGGGUGACGAGAGCUGCCUGCACUGCCCCAUAAACAGCCGCACCACCUCGGAGGGGGCCACCAACUGUGUGUGCCGAUCGGGGUACUACCGAUCGGACUCAGACCCCCUGGAGAUGCCGUGUACCACCACUCCAUCGGCUCCACAGGCGGUCAUCUCCAGUGUGAAUGAGACCUCUCUGAUGCUGGAAUGGUCUCCUCCUCGAGAUUCUGGUGGCCGUGAAGAUUUGGUCUAUAACAUCAUCUGUAAGAGCUGUGGAUCUGGUCGUGGCGCCUGCACACGCUGUGGAGAUAAUGUACAGUUUGCUCCCCGGCAGCUGGGCCUCACCGAGCCCCGAGUUUACAUCAGCGACCUCCUGGCCCACACACAGUACACCUUUGAGAUCCAGGCUGUGAAUGGAGUGACCGACCAGAGUCCAUACUCGCCGCAGUUUUCUUCCGUCAACAUCACCACCAACCAAGCCGCUCCAUCCACCGUCUCCAUCAUGCACCAAGUCAGCCGUGCCGUGGACGGCAUUACCUUGUCCUGGUCUCAGCCGGACCAACCCAAUGGGGUCAUACUGGACUACGAGCUUAUGUAUUAUGAGAAGGACCUAACGGAACACAAUUCCUCUGUGGUAAAAAGUUCCACCAACACUGUGACGGUGCCCGGCCUGAAAGCUGGGACCAUCUACGUCUUCCAGGUCCGAGCGCGGACCGUGGCUGGCUAUGGGCGCUACAGUGGAAAGAUGUACUUCCAGACCAUGACAGAAGCCGAAUACCAGAGUAGCUUCCAAGAAAAACUGCCGCUUAUCAUUGGCUCGUCUGCCGCAGGUCUGGUGUUCCUCAUCGCCCUGGUGGUCAUCAUCAUCGUCUGCAACAGAAGACGAGGCUUCGAGCGCGCCGACUCGGAGUACACCGACAAACUGCAGCACUACACGAGUGGACACAGUACGUACCGACUGCCCUCUCCACCUCUAGCGCCGCGUUCUCUCGUUGUGACUCCAGGGAUGAAAAUUUACAUCGACCCUUUCACAUAUGAGGAUCCCAAUGAAGCAGUGCGGGAGUUUGCCAAAGAAAUCGAAAUUUCCUGUGUGAAGAUCGAGCAAGUGAUUGGAGCAGGGGAGUUUGGGGAAGUUUGCAGCGGACAUCUGAAGCUCCCAGGUAAGCGGGAGAUGUUUGUGGCUAUCAAGACUCUGAAGUCGGGGUAUACAGAGAAGCAGCGGCGAGAUUUCCUGAGUGAAGCCAGCAUCAUGGGGCAGUUCGAUCACCCCAACGUCAUCCAUCUGGAAGGAGUGGUCACCAAGAGCGCGCCCGUCAUGAUCAUCACAGAGUUCAUGGAGAAUGGAUCGCUGGACUCCUUCCUCCGGCAAAACGAUGGUCAGUUCACGGUGAUCCAGCUGGUGGGAAUGCUGAGGGGGAUUGCCGCGGGAAUGAAGUACUUGGCGGAUAUGAAUUACGUGCACCGGGAUCUGGCCGCUCGGAACAUCUUGGUGAACAGCAAUCUGGUGUGUAAAGUCUCUGACUUUGGACUGUCGCGAUUUCUGGAGGACGACACCUCGGAUCCCACGUAUACCAGCGCCCUGGGAGGGAAGAUCCCCAUACGGUGGACGGCACCAGAAGCCAUUCAGUACAGAAAGUUUACAUCAGCCAGCGAUGUCUGGAGUUACGGCAUAGUCAUGUGGGAAGUGAUGUCCUAUGGAGAGCGGCCAUACUGGGAUAUGACCAAUCAGGAUGUUAUAAAUGCCAUUGAGCAGGAUUACCGCCUGCCACCUCCAAUGGAUUGCCCCAACGCUCUUCACCAGCUCAUGCUGGACUGCUGGCAGAAGGACCGCAAUCACCGGCCCAAGUUUGCUCAGAUAGUCAACACAUUGGACAAAAUGAUCCGAAAUCCCAACAGUUUGAAGGCUAUGGCACCUCUGUCCUCAGGGGUGAACCUACCUCUCCUGGACCGCACCGUCCCUGAUUACACCAGCUUCAACACGGUGGACGAGUGGCUGGACGCCAUCAAGAUGGGGCAAUACAAGGAGAGCUUCGCCAAUGCCGGAUUCACAUCCUUCGAUGUUGUCUCCCAGAUGACCAUGGAGGACAUUCUCCGGGUUGGAGUCACUUUGGCCGGCCACCAGAAGAAAAUCCUCAACAGUAUUCAGGUGAUGCGGGCGCAGAUGAACCAGAUCCAGUCGGUGGAAGUUUGAUGGCUGGAAGGCUUCCUCAUCCUGACUCUUCCUGAUGUUCCUGGGUUCCGAGCCAUCCCUUCCUCCCCCCUGAACCCCUCUUGGUACAAUGAAGUUUCCAUAUUGUUCUCCCCCCCCCUCCAAAUACCACCAUGAUGGUUCCACGCAAAGGGAGGAGCUUCCCUGGGAUGGAGCCUGGGGGGGCAGACGGUGGUGUGAAGAAUAUUUUAUACACAAUGAACCUACAAAUAAGGGCUUGUAUCAGCUGAGACAUCUGAUUGGAUGGGCUCUAAGAGUGCUGCCCCAGGUGACAACCCAUGUCUGUACCACCUGACCCCUAGCGGAACUUACAAAUGGGGGGGGGGUGUGCUUUGAUUGGCUGAGAGGGAAAGAGUGAGUUCAUUGUAUAGAGAGAGACGUUUGAAGACGUAUUUCCAUGAAAUGGACGGGUUGCUUGUGGGAAUAAAGCUCUUCAUUUUGAAGAAGACGAUAUGAGAGCCGCCGUGGCCUUCCGUGGAAGGAAGACGCCUCCGAGACUCGUAGUGUUUGAACAAAAGACAAAAAUCCUUUUUAGCUGAAACCGUUUUGUGAGUUCUACGUUUUACAGGCACGUGCCCAACGCCAACGACAUUUCAUCCAUAUCAUGUGAUGGUGAUGAUGUCAUCAUCGCUUUGCCAAUCACCUUCCUCCAGAAACUCUCCGUAGAUUCGAAUGACAGAACUGGGAAGUGUACGAAGCAGAAAGAAGUCGUUUUGUCGUUAAUGUUGUCGUCGUUUUGGAAAUCUGUUACUUUGUUUACACCCAUUUGACGUUUUUUUUACAUUAUUUUUUGACUUUCGGUACUCAGAAAAAAAACUAUUUUAAAGACAAAAAUGGACCGCGCCAUUCUGCCGGCACAUCAGUUCCCUUCCAAUUGGCUGAUCGGCUGGUAACGGACUGUAAGACGCCGCCCACUUUCUGUCUGGCCUCCCGGAGCGCAGCUUAUUAUAUAAGCUUUUCCUGGCUAGUGAUUGGACGGCAGGGGUCUGAGCGCAGCACAGCAGCCUCACUUUGGGUUUGUAUUUUGAGGUUGGCAUUCCGCUGAUCCCAGUCUGGCACUUUACUGAUUGGUGCGGUCACUGGAUGAGGCUUCCCGGCCAAUCGACAUCCACCUAUCACAUGACCGCGCUCCUGCCCUGUGGGGGGAUGGGAUUGUGAUUAAAGACAAUGCUUCCUACAUCUAGUCACGGGGGGUGGGGUGUGUACCGUCCAUGUCGUCAUGUAUGUCCGCUGUAAGCAGAACCCAUGCCCACCCACCUCCCAGGAGUCUGUGACAAUCACAUGGGACAGUCGUGGCUUCUCUAGGCCAUUACGCCGCACACACUCUUCCACGUCUGUCACAAAGGACGUCCCAGCAGAGGCUCCUUCCACUGGUCCGGGGGAGUCUCACCGUCCUGACAGCCAUGUGUCCGUCUUCCGGAAUGGGCGCCUACAGGCCAAUCCUUGUAGGACAUCAUCUAACCUGUAUUAUUAUUAAGCACAUUCCAUUACCAGCCAAUCCCUACCCACCAUUCUCACCAGCCAAUCGCUUUUAUAUUUUACUCCAGUCUAUGUGAAGUUGCCAACGCUACAGACAGCGCAGGGUGUAGAUUGAGCGGGCGUUCAGUGUCACCCGGGGGAGGGACUUGUAUGCUGGGGGAGGGGUUGUCUUCUGAUAACUAAUCACUGCCCUGUACAGCCAGAUGAGCCAGGCGUUUGGGGGCAGCACCGAGGGCUACACAGUUCUCCUUGUAUUCUAUUGCAGGACCCAAUCCGGUGACCCCGGGGCUCAGGAAUAACUGUCAUUGGUCACCCCAAUUACAACCAUCUAGACAGAGACCUUCCCUCCCUGCUCCAUGUCCUCUAGUAAGGGUAGAUUAGGGGAACACCUCCACGACGGUGGUGCAGGAGGGCUGUGUGUUGGGGUUCAGGCAUGUGCCCUCCACCCAUAACGUUCUCCUGUAAUGGCGCCUGGUAAACAGCAAUGAAUCGAGAACAAUGGUUCGGGGAUGAGUCCGCUCUCUCUGCCGGUUCUGGGAAAUGGCAUGUGGGCAGAUCCCUGGGAUCGUUAUGGUGGGGGGGACACAGCUAUUUUCAGAAAGUAUAGACAGGUCAGUGGAGUCCUAUCCACGUGUUGGUUAUCCUGAGCAGUUAUUUGUGUGAUGGAAAGAUGGCUGCCGUUGUCUGAUGAGGACUGCGGCCAACGUUACCCCACAUCACAGGUACACCAUCACUGCACCUCCACUGGGGGCCACAGGUUGGUAUUGUGUGACAGUGUCUGAAGAACUAACAAUAACCCUCGAAGGAGAGGACACCCCCACCCCCCCAGCCACCAUGUUUACAAAGGAUUAUGGGAGUGGAUGGUGAGUGUGUUGUCUGCAGUCUCCUACCCCUCACCAGCACUUCAUGUUACAUUAUAGAGGACUAAGGGCCCUUGGUGGACAGUGAGCCGGGCCCCAAACUCCCUCCUGCUAUCUGUUGUCUGAGCCCCCCUUUGUUUACAUUGUACCCCAAGAUGAAGCAAUGAAAACACUGUGAGCCACUGUCCAGCCCGGGAAAUCAGUGUACAUCGAUCGUAUGCACCGCCAAUACGACUGAACGAUUCUUGUCAAUAACUCAAUAAAGACUUUGUUUAUAAAAGAAAA